Sabethes cyaneus is the source of this 1306-nucleotide messenger RNA. It is a transcript of the gene wol, whose product is annotated as dolichyl-phosphate beta-glucosyltransferase. The coding region runs from base 209 to 1192 and encodes 327 amino acids. NCBI's taxonomy places the organism in Eukaryota, Metazoa, Arthropoda, Insecta, Diptera, Culicidae. The record is from RefSeq and is a predicted model, not a curated record. The transcript is spliced from 3 exons. Gene Ontology annotation, cellular component: endoplasmic reticulum membrane.
AGCAGCAGCUGCAGGCAGGCUUGUGGGUGGUGUUUACGCUGCGUGUUUUGGGAGUUUCGGGCGUUCUGUGCUAAAUUCUCGCUAGUAGAUAGGUUUAUCGGUGAAAAGAGUUAAUUUAUAACACAACAAAAAGUAAUUACUCCUAAUUAAAUCUAUUCCUCUGUGGAUACAGUACUUCAAUUUCGAAUUAGUCAAAAUCACAUGCAAAAUGUUGCUCACCGAAUAUGUUCAAUUGAUUUUGCUGCUUGGCUCAGGAUUCGUAUUUUUUCUGCUGAUUGUGAUCGGCAUAAUUUUAAAAGUAACAACUACGCCUUUUCCAAAAAUUAUUCGCCAUAAAAAAGAGGAAUACUUUGAAAAUCCUACCACCGGUGAAAAGCACAAAUUUGCCUCGCUGGAAGACGAGCCCACGAUUCAGCUUAGUGUAAUAAUUCCAGCGUUUGAUGAAGAAAAGCGACUGCCUAUCAUGCUGGAUGAAUGUCUUGAAUAUUUGGAAGCAAAACAAAAAUCUGAUAAGAAUUUCAGUUACGAGUUGAUUAUCGUAAGUGACGGCAGUCGAGACAAUACAGUAGAAGUAGCACAGAAAUAUUCCGUCAAAUAUGGCACAGACAAGGUACGAGUAUUGGCUCUUGUAGUAAACCGUGGCAAGGGAGGAGCGGUCCGGUUGGGAAUGCUAAGCGCCCGGGGCAAGUACCUACUAUUUGCGGAUGCCGAUGGUGCCACCAAAUUCACCGAUUAUGAAAAACUGGAACAGAGCAUGAAACAGCUGUGUGGAGGUAGUCCGAACAAUGAUGCUAUCGCUAUAGGAUCUCGUGCCCAUUUGGAAAAGGAAGCAACAGCAAAGCGGACGCUUUUUCGAACUAUACUAAUGCACGGUUUUCACUUUCUGGUUUGGGCUUUUGCGGUCAAAAAGAUUCGGGACACUCAGUGUGGUUUUAAGCUGUUGACUCGAUCUACGGCGCGAAAAAUCUUCACCGUAAUGCACGUCGAACGGUGGGCCUUUGAUGUGGAACUUUUGUUCAUAGCACAAGCCUAUGGAAUUCCGGUUGAUGAAAUCGCUGUAAACUGGACCGAAAUCGAGGGUUCAAAACUAACACCCUUCUGGUCGUCGCUGCAGAUGGGAAGAGAUCUGAUCUUUAUUUGGUUCCGAUAUGCGAUAGGUGCAUGGCAGUUGAAAAAGGAACACAUUCAUUAAUCGGUUGAAAUAAGUUAGGACUUUAUUUUAUUUUAUAGGUUUUUUAAAAGUUAAGUAAUGAUCUUGGCUGUAUAGCAUUUAUACGAAAAUAAACUAUUAUCAACUACGUAGGUA